AUGGCGCUGAUUCACCAUCAGAACUUCUAUGUCAUCAUGUACUUAGAAAGAGUAACGAUCGAACAUUGUUACGCCUAUGCAUCUAAUGUUUUCAAUGACUCUAGCUAUGUGCUGGGAGAACAAAAGUCACCUGGAAUCAUUCCAUUGGCGGUGAAGGAUGUAUUCAGCAUUAUUCAAGAUACCCCUGGACGAGAGUUUCUUCUGCGGGUUUCGUAUCUUGAAAUUUACAACGAGGUUAUCAAUGACUUACUUGAUCCAAUAGGGCAGAAUCUCAGAAUUCGAGAAGAUACACAGGGAACUUAUGUGGAAGGGAUUAAAGAAGAGGUUGUUUUAUCACCUGCACAUGCUCUCUCUCUGAUAGCAUCUGGAGAAGAGCACAGGCAUGUUGGAUCAAACAACUUCAAUCUUGUCAGCAGUAGGAGUCACACUAUCUUCACGCUGACCAUCGAGAGCAGCCCCUCUGGUGAAAAUGAAGCAGAAGAAGUCAAGUUGUCUCAGUUGAACUUGAUUGACCUUGCUGGGUCUGAGAGUUCCAAAACUGAAACAACUGGUUUACGGCGCAAAGAAGGUUCAUACAUAAACAAGAGUUUGCUCACCCUUGGAACUGUAAUUGCUAAACUUACAGAUGGUAAGGCAACACAUAUUCCCUAUAGAGACUCAAAGCUCACACGCUUACUUCAGUCUUCUCUGAGUGGACAUGGACGCAUAUCUAUAAUAGACGAGAAGUCCUUAAUAAAGAAGUAUCAAAAGGAGAUAUCCAGCCUGAAAGAAGAGCUACAGCAACUCAGGCGUGGUAUAAUGGGAAAUGGUGGUAUUCUCCCUACGGAUCAAGAGGAUCUUGUUAAUUUAAAACUUCAGCUUGAAGCUGGGCAAGUCAAACUUCAAUCAAGGCUAGAACAGGAAGAGGAAGCAAAAGCAGCACUGAUGGGCAUGAUUCAGAGGCUAACAAAAUUAAUAUUGGUAUCAACCAAAAGUUCGAUAUCCUCAAAUGUUUCUGGAAAGACUAACCUUCGUCGACGUCAUUCAUUUGGGGAAGAUGAGCUUGUGUAUUUGCCUGAUCGAAAGCGGGAAUACUUUGUAGAUGAUGACGAUGUUAGUCUUGAUUCAGAGCUUUCGCUUGAAGGGAAAUUUGAUCUGAACAAUCCAGACGAGUCAGCCAGGUUUGGCAGAAGGAACCGCAAACGCGGAAUGCUUGGCUGGUUUAAACUAAAGAAGUCCGACCAAUUAUCAGGGCUAUCAUCCAGUGUGGACGGUGAUAGUACUGCUAGCGGCUCACCUUCAUGCUCUAAAUCGUCACAACAAAAACACUUGCUGCUCGACCUAAAGGAUGGUCGAAGGAAAUCUAUGACUAGGAAAGGAGACGACCCAGCACUUGCUGAUUCUUUUCUUGAAAGGACUCAAGCUGGUGAUUUAUUUAGUGCGCCCAGAGCACGGCACCCUCUGCUGAGUGGAACAACCAUUGUGGAUCAAAUAGAUCUUCUACAAGAGCAAGUCAAAAUGCUGGCAGGGGAAGUUGCACUUUGUACAAGUUCACUCAAAAGACUGACAGAGCAAGCAACCAACAACCCUGAUGAUUUGCAAAUUCAGCAAAUUGAGAAGUUGAAAGAUGAAAUCACAGAAAAUAAAUCACAUAUACAUAUGCUAGAGCAGCGGAUGGUGCAAUCACUGGAAACUACAGAAGACCCAACAAUUAGGACAGAGUUGUCCCAGAUUAUGUCUGCGGAUAAUAGAAUUCUUCAAGACCAGCUACAAGCAAAGGUAACAGAAAAUGCAGAACUCCAAGAAACAGUUGCACGCUUGAGGCAAGAAAUCAGUAAUUUGUCGAAGGCUGCCAAAAGCGAGGAUAGUUUUGCUAGUGUGCAGUCUAGUGAACCAUCAACGGCAAGCACUGAUACUAGGGAUCAAGCAAAUGAAGUCUCAAGCCAUGCAAAUAUGCCCUCUAGAACAACUGACUUAAAUGAGUCAGGAUUUAUAUCUCAAGUGCUCAAGCAGGCUUCAGAAAUUGAAAGUUUGAAGCAAGAAAAUCUGAGGUUGGUGGAAGAGAAGGAUGGACUGGAAGUUCAUACUCAAAAGCUGGCGGAGGAAUCAUCCUAUGCUAAAGAAUUGGCAUCUGCUGCUGCAGUUGAACUAAAGAAUUUGGCAGAAGAUGUCACUAGGCUUUCUUAUGAAAACGCAAAGCUGAAUGCAGACUUAGCUGCAGCAAAAGAGCUAAAUGCAUCAAUGUCAAGAAGUAACAUUCACGCUGACCCAAAGCGACGUGAUCGUGAGAGUGGAAUUAUAGUUAAGGAGUUGCAGAAAGAGUUGGUUGCUAGUUGUCAAAGGGAGGCGGUGUUAGAGGACACACUGUCUCAAAAAGACCGAAGACAGAGUGAGCUUCUAAAGAUUAUUAAUGAUGCAAAAUGCCGAGAGCAUGAGUUGGAAAACGAACUGGCAAGCAUGUGGGCCCUCGUUUCGAAGAUAAAGAAAGAAAACUCUCAACAGGAUGUAUUUGAAUUCAAAGCAAAGCAAAACGGUUUUCACUCAUCCAAGACUGAUAGUGGCAGACUGGUAAGUGAAAUGCAAGCUCCAGAUAAUGGGAGCUGGGAUGGCCUCAGUACUUUUGAAGAAGCAAGAGCUGCAUACAAUUAUGAAAGAAUGCGCUGCAAAGAAUUGGAAAGCGUCGUGCCCAGAUUGAAGGGUGAGGACCUCAGGGGCCUAGAUGUUAAAGUCCUUGAAGAGCUACAAAAUUUCCAUGUAGAAGCACUGUCAAGGAUCUGCCAAGAAAAGAUGGCAAGCCAGGCGCUAUAG
This is a messenger RNA of Miscanthus lutarioriparius, 2787 nucleotides long. NCBI's taxonomy places the organism in Eukaryota, Viridiplantae, Streptophyta, Magnoliopsida, Poales, Poaceae. The record is from the annotation of a GenBank genome assembly.